AUUAAAUACAAAAGAGAUUGAGCUUUAAUGUGGGCUUAAACCUUAAUGAACUCAAAUAUAAAAAAUGAGUCCGAAUAAAGGUCAACUUUGGCAUUCUUAAAUGAGUGGAGUUUUCAAAGUAUUUGCCCUCAACCGGGCUUAGAUCUGACCCGGGAAUUUGCAUCUAUUCUAAUCAGUUUCCCAGAUAUGAUUCCCUGUAAACAUUAUGAGGGCAUUAAUGGCCUAACAUCUCUUUACUCAAAUUAGUCAGAAGUAUACACUUUUAUGAAAAAAGGUUAAAUCUCUGAAGGCAACUUAUUCAUGCUUUGCUAGGAAAUAUAUUUAAAAUUUUCUACAUGGAAACUUUUUCAGCAUAGCUGGCGACCCUUAACUUAGUAUAAAUGGCAUCUUUCUGUUGCUGUCCAAGUCAAUUUUACCAUAUAAAUUUCCUUCCAUCUUCCUGCUCUUUGAGGUAAAAUAGCUUUCUUGUUUCCUCCACCUACCUUAAUCACUCCAUAAAAGAACUGGGAGUUUUAGCUUGGUCUAGUUUCUUUCUACUACAAACACCAUGACAAGAAAAAGGGAUAUGUUACUUCAAUCCAGUGAAAACUCUAGUCACUUGCCUAAAGGUGGUUGCACUGUCUUGCUGGUGGAUUGUGACUCUACAUGCCUUACCACUAUAUCAAAAAUGCUUCGCUGUAUUGGAUAUAGAGUCUUGACCACUAGACUAGCCUAUGAUGCAUUCUGCAUCAUUAAGGACAAAGAAAAUGAGAUUGACCUUGUUCUGGCUGAGGGUAGCCUGCCUGAUAUGGAUAAGUAUGAGUUCCUGGAGACAAUUGGGGAAAUUUCUAAGCUGCCUGUUGUGAUAAUGUCUGCCGACCUAGAUUGCACUGCCAUGUUAGGAGGCUUGUUUAAGGGGGCUGUAUUAUAUUUGGUGAAACCAAUCACCAUGAACAAUCUGAGAUAUCUAUGGCAAUUUGCAGUCGUUAGUAAAAGAGAUAGGUUGGCUGUUUCCAAUGGGAUAGAAAGCAGUCAGGAGAAACUGCCACAGGGGAAUUCAUCAGAUGAGGAUUUAGAGACUCCAGUCUUGACAGAUGAACAGAAUCAGCAGAAUCAACGAUCUGGCAAAAGGAAGGUAUUGGAGGAAGCGAAUGGAAAUGAGGAGGAAGAUAAUGAUGAUUCUGCUGUGCUAAAGAAGCCAAAACUAGUUUGGACCAAUGAACUUCAUAAUAGGUUUUUACAAGCUAUCAGGUUUUUAGGCAUUGAAAAAGCUCUUCCAAAGAAAAUACUUCAGCGUAUGAAUGUCCCUGGAUUGACAAAAGAAAAUAUUUCAAGCCAUUUACAGAAAUACCGUCUCUCCUUGAAACGGGAACAUGAUGUAGCUCAGAGGACCUUUUAUGGUGAUUCUGCAUCAAACACUCCUUUAUCUCCAUUCACUUUGAGUGAGGGAUUUCUUCAGUUUCCAAAUUCACAAUCAGCAAUGACAGUAUUUCAACCACUAGUUAGACGCUAUACUCCAGAGAGUCUCUGCAGCAGCACUGGAAAUAUCAUUAAUCAUGUAGGUUCAACUCGAAGUGGUCUGCCUCUAUCACCCUUCAUAUAUCAAGAUCCUCCUUUUCCAGAGACCAAUCAAGGAUUUCAUCAGUUGGCAAUUGGUAAUGGUGGAGAAUUUAUGAUGGAAAAAGUUGACAUGUUGGAUGCUGGAGAUCCUAGCUUUGGAAGUUCAGUAAAUUGGCUCACCCCCAUCAACGAUGCUGUCCAGGAGCAACAGCGGCAGCCACAGCUGCCUCAGGAAUUUCUGUUUCCAGGGCUGCCACAAGUUCCUGAGCCACAAAAGGAGAAAGAAGCAUGCAUCAUUAUUGAAGGUGAAAUUGCAAAAAUGGAUGACUUAUUUGAUUUGGCUGAUGAAAUGAAUCAAUCCUUCCAUUAUGAGGACCUUGGUGAUCUGUGAGAGUUCUGAAUUUGGGUCAGUCUUAGCGUUCCUGUUUCUUCCAUCAAUGGCUCAUGUUAAUUAAAAAAAUAUGGUCAGUCCUAGAUGAAUUUCCAGUGCACAAGGUGAUGUUUAACUUUGUUGUUAUCUUGUCAUUCUUCCUUCAUGUCAUAGGAAACUGUGUUACAAAACAUUUCUAUAUGUUCAGAGUUGAGACAUGGGUUCCUAUAAAAUUUUUGUUUGUUUCUUUCUAAGAAUGUUGCUCUUCUUGGGAAGUGGUGUGCUCGAUUUGGGAGGCAAAGUGAGUCUUCCUGGAAAAUGAUAUUAAUUGAGAAGUAUCAUGGGGGUCAGGAUUGUUGAGAUGUAAAGAGCAUAAUGUCUAAGUCAGUAUCAAGGCUGUGGGGGGAUGUGCUAGGUAUUGGCAGUGUUAAUGAGUCUAUUAAAACAGUGUUUUUUUU
This is a messenger RNA of Rubroshorea leprosula, 2367 nucleotides long. Lineage: Eukaryota; Viridiplantae; Streptophyta; Magnoliopsida; Malvales; Dipterocarpaceae. The record is from the annotation of a GenBank genome assembly.